Miscanthus lutarioriparius is the source of this 1641-nucleotide messenger RNA. NCBI's taxonomy places the organism in Eukaryota, Viridiplantae, Streptophyta, Magnoliopsida, Poales, Poaceae. The record is from the annotation of a GenBank genome assembly.
AUGGCUGAACAAUUCUAUACCGUGGCAUCGGAUAGUGAAACCACUGGGGAAGACAAAUCACAGCCUUCAUUCCCUGAUGUUGCUAUUGGCAUUGACAUUGGGACUUCCAAAUGCAGUGUUGCUGUUUGGAAUAGCCACCAAGUUGAGCUCUUAAAGAAUACCCGUAAUCAGAAAGGGAUGAGGUCAUAUGUCAUGUUCAAAGAUGAUACUCUUUCAGCAGGAGUUACUGGAGGGGCAGCCAAGGAAAAUGCACAUGAGGAAAGAGACAUCUUAUCAGGAAGUGCCAUAUUCAACAUGAAACGCCUAAUGGGAAGAAUGGACACUGAUGAAGUGGUUCAAGCUAGUAAGACCCUCCCAUUUCUUGUGCAGACAUUGGGUAUCGGUGUGAGACCAUUUAUUGCAGCACUCGUGAACAACAUGUGGCGAUCUACAACUCCUGAGGAGGUCCUUGCCAUCUUUCUACUUGAAUUAAAGGCCUUGGUGGAGAUGCAUCUUAAACAUCCUGUUGAUGCGGAACCAACUGCUGUGGCGCUUCUGUACGCUCAGCAGCAGCAGCAGCAGCUUAUGCAUGACAAUAUGGGAAGUGGCAUUGAGAAAAUUGCUCUGAUAUUUAACAUGGGUGCUGGGUACUGUGAUGCAGCCGUGGCUGCCACAGCUGGAGGUGUUUCUCAGAUAAGAGCAUUAUCAGGAUGCACAGCUGGUGGGGAGGAUAUACUUCAGAACAUAAUGCGCCAUGUUCUUCCCAAUUUUGACAGUUUAUAUGCUGGCCAGACAAUGGACAGAAUCCAUUCGAUGAGUUUACUGCGAAUUGAAACUCAGGAUGCAAUUCACAAACUGGUUAACCAGGAAACUGUGGAGAUCAAUAUAGAUUUGGGGAAUGGCCACAAAGUGUCCAAAGUCCUAGACCAUUCAGAGUUUGAACAAGUCAACCGGGCAAUUUUUGAUAAGUGCGAAAAGAUCAUCAACCAGUGCUUGGUUGAUGCGAAGUUAGUACCAGAGGACAUCAAUGAUGUCAUAUUGGUUGGAGGUUGUUCGAAGAUCCCCAGAAUCAGAAGCCUUGUCCUGGGUUUAUGCAAGAAGGAGAUCUCGUACAAGAACAUAGAUGCUCUAGAAGCUGCUGUUUCAGGUGCUGCACUGGAAGGAGCCAUCGCUUCAGGAAUGAAUGAUCCUUCAGGGAGCUUGGACCUUCUCACGAUUCAGGCAACUCCUAUGAACCUGGGAAUCCGUGCAGAUGGUGAUAGCUUCGCAGCAAUCAUUCCCAGGAACACGACAGUUCCAGCAAGAAGGGACAUGCUGUUUACAACGACAUACGACAACCAGACUGAAGCCCUAAUUGCUGUGUAUGAAGGUGAAGGGGAACGUGCUGAAGAUAACCAUCUGUUAGGAUACUUUAAGAUCACUGGAAUCCCAGCAGCCCCUAAGGGAACAGUUGAGAUCAGUGUAUGCAUGGACAUCGAUGCUGCUAAUGUCCUCAGGGUGUUUGCAGGGGUCGUCAAGCCUCAAGGCCCAGCCAUUCCGCCGUUCAUCGAGGUGAGGAUGCCAACACUGGACGAUGGCCAUGGCUGGUGUGGGCAAGCUCUGGCGAAGAUGUAUGGGAAGACUCUCGACCUUGCUGUUCUUCCAAAGAAGCUGCAGCCAUGA